CCGGGGCUGAGAGCUCACUCAGCCUUAACCCUUCCAGCGCCGCGGGGUUCCCCGGCGCCGGAGGAAGAGCGCGGCGGGCGACGGCCGAGAUGCCCAGAGCGACCCCGCACAGGCCAUCUCUGCUGAUCCCCGCGACUCCGCACGCUUCGCCCGGGACCCCAGCGCCCAGGCAGCUCGGCACCCCAACUCGAGGUCACGGGAGAGCUCCCGAGGUGGCUUCGGCGGUGAGCAACAGCCGCCUCCCGCAGCCUCAGCGCGCCCCGGGCUCCUCCUCCCGCCCCAGCGUGGCCAACUGAGCACCGCUCGGGCCGCAGGUAGCCGGGCCGCGGGAGGUGGCGCGCGCGGGACCCAUCGCAGCGCCCAGCUCCGAUCCUCGCGGUCCCGGACGCCGGCGGAGAUCUCUGCACCGGCCAUGUGGGGCCCGGGGGUCACGGCCGAGGGCCUGUCGAUGGCUCCAGCGCCACCGCCACUGCUACCGCUGCUACUGCUGCUCGCGCUGGCGCUAGUGGCGCCCUCGCGGGGCAGCGGGGGCUGCGCGGAGCUGGCAUGUGGCGAGCGGGAGCGCUGCUGCGACUCGGCCAACGCCACGGCCGUGCGCUGCUGCAAGCUGCCGCUCCACGCCUUCCUGGACAACGUGGGCUGGUUCGUCCGCAAGCUUUCUGGGCUGCUCAUCCUGCUGGUGCUUUUCGCCAUCGGCUACUUCCUGCAGCGCAUCAUCUGUCCCAGCCCACGCAGGUACCCGCGUGGCCAGGCGCGUCCUGGGCAGGCACGACCCGGGCCUGCCGGGGGAUCCGGGCCGCCGGGGACCGCGGGGCCACACGACGACGACGACUCGCCUGCUCUAUUGCGCGAUGAAGUGGCCGCGGGCUCGCAGGACUCACUGCUGGACAGUGGCGGCGGCCGGGGCCGAGGAGGUGGGGGACGCCUGCCUCCUGCCUGCGUUUCCGAGCACGAGCUGCGAGUGGUGUCGCCGGUCUUCCUUCAGCUGCCCAGCUACGAGGAGGUCAAAUACCUGCCCACCUAUGAGGAGUCCAUGAGGCUGCAGCAGCUCAACCCUGCGGAGGUCGUUUUGCCUGUGUCGGUUCUCGGGCAUCCGCGAGGCGGUAGUGCCGGCGACCCCGACGGCGACCAGGGCCGCUUCCCGCUCAUCUGAACGCCCGAGCCUCACAGGGAUCAACGGGAUCGUACAAGGCUGGGAGCUGCGUCUAGCAGCUCCUCCUGGACACCCGUCCCCGCCCUCUGCCAAUGCCUCCCCUUGUGUUCACUGUAAGUGCCUGCUUCUCCAAUCCAAAAGAACACGUUAACCUUUGGUGUGUCUGUAGACCCGCGGCUUGCUUUAUGUCCGAAAAGGAAGGAGCGCAGGUCCAUUCCUUGCCUUCCUGCUUGGACGGGUCCCAGUCUCCCCGGACUGGAAAGUGAGGUCUUUGGCUCUGGGCCACGACCAGUGACUGCUGCAUGAGGUUUGUGGAGGCAGCGCUUGUCUGUGAUGGGAUCCCUUUCUUGAGAAAGACCCCAGAAAACCCUUUGGUGUCUUCCUAGCCAAUCAAAUAGUCACUGCUGAUGGCUCACAGUUAAGUGGGGGGAGGGAUAUCAUCAUGGAUAAAAGGUUUAGUUGCAGCAAGAUGUAGCAACUAAUUAAUCCAGACCGGAUUUGUAAUCUGGUACCGAUGAACUUUUGGGUUUUGUCAGUAAGGUGUUUGUCUUUUAUUUUUAUGUUUUAUCAUGCCCUGAACACAUCGGGAAGGUAGUUCAACAAAUUGGCAGGGUAAUCACCGUUCUGUUUUAGACCCGUUAACCAUCAAGAAGUCACCCACAAUCUGCCAUUGCUUAAUACGGUGUUGGACAUAAUUCCAUUAAAGGUGUGGGGGAUGGUCAAACAGGAAAUGUGACAUAAAGCAUGAAGGAUAUCUUAUUUUCACUAUUUGAGAAUAUAGUUUAUUUUUAGUACCGAAGCAUAAUACAUAACUUUUAUAAUAACUGUGUACAUUGUGUAGUCUGGGUCUUAACUGUAUCAUGGAAUUCUGUGUAAAAAGGCCAUUGGUACAUGUAUGACACACCGUGGAGCAAGAUGGCUUGCCAGUAUGUCCUUCUUUAUGUUUUACUUCUGCAACGUGAUUCCAAACAUAAAAAACAGAAUUGUAACUUUUAUUUAGACCUGUAACUUUGCAGUAAUGUGCAAAGAAGGAUUUGUCCAACCUAUCUUUAUUAAAAAUUAAGCAGUAUCAUUUUACUAGUUCUGGGACAUCCCCUUUAAGUAACAAGACACAUUUUAAUGCAUCAUAUAGUGGAAUCAUCAGUGUACAACGUAUACAUUGUAUGCCACGUAGCUAUCACAGCAUACCGCUAGCAUGAGUGGAAGGGGUGGAAAGGAAUGCCAGUCACUUUCCCUGGAGAAGUAUGAACAGCACCAAUUGUCAAGAGAGAUUAUUCACUGGGUCUAUGAAGAAGCUGAGCAGGCCUAGAAAAUCUUCAAGUGUCUGAUUUGUAUUUUUUAAAAAAAAAAGAUUUGAUUACUUUUAACUUUUAAAGACUGAUUGAAAAUGUCUGAUGUCCUGGGAAAUAUUUUUAAUGUAUGAAUUAUAAUAAAUGGUGGUUUGCUUUAAACUUCUCAAAGCUAAUGACCCUAUCAUUGAAGAAAAC
Messenger RNA from Chionomys nivalis (European snow vole), 2640 nucleotides. RefSeq names its product chromosome 24 C3orf80 homolog (gene C24H3orf80). The transcript has 2 exons. The record is from RefSeq and is a predicted model, not a curated record. Lineage: Eukaryota; Metazoa; Chordata; Mammalia; Rodentia; Cricetidae. The coding region runs from base 413 to 1153 and encodes 246 amino acids.